Messenger RNA from Dromiciops gliroides (monito del monte), 1913 nucleotides. RefSeq names its product carbohydrate sulfotransferase 15 (gene CHST15). Gene Ontology annotation, molecular function: N-acetylgalactosamine 4-sulfate 6-O-sulfotransferase activity. Gene Ontology annotation, biological process: hexose biosynthetic process. The record is from RefSeq and is a predicted model, not a curated record. NCBI's taxonomy places the organism in Eukaryota, Metazoa, Chordata, Mammalia, Microbiotheria, Microbiotheriidae. The transcript has 4 exons. Bases 840 to 1913 code for a protein of 357 amino acids.
CAGCAGAGGGGGUUAACUGAGGGUGUCCUGGGGACUGGGAGCAGAGUGGCUCUGAAGAGCUCGGGGUGCCCAGGGGAAGUUGCUGCUUUUCCUCCUGCUUUGCCCCCAGGGCAGGCGGACCCGCUCUAUACCUCCAGGCUCGGAGCUGCAUCUUUUCCGUCUUGGGGCAGCAUUCCGAGCGUCUCAGAGUGAGUGCCCGGGGUGCCUAGUGCUUGGCAGAGCGUCGGCUAUCCCGCUGCUUCUUGAAGAAUGCUUGGUAAUCUGAAAGAUCUUUAAUAUUGUCUCCCAAGAAGAUGAAACCUUUCAAAGAUACUUUCCAAUUGUGAAUACUUGAGAACACAGAAAAAGCAAAAAUAAAAAAUAAAAAAAGAAGAAGAAGAAGAAUCUGAAAGGAUCUCUCCAUGGAAUUUAUACAUCUAUGUGUCUAUCAAUGGGAAGAAAAUGAUGUCUUUUAAUUUUUUGUGUAUUUCAAUACCCUUCACUGUUGUCUCUUCCACCUCCCUGCACACAAUGGGAAAAACUUGAGUAACAUUCUAAACUGUAUUUCAAUUCGAAGAGUUUUCCACGAUUGUGGUAGACUUUAACCAAACAUGCCAACUGAAGAUCUUUUUCUUUUCCUUUCAUUUGCAUAUUGGGCCUAACCAAAGAAUGUGUUUGUACAUUCUCUAACUCUCCAGCAUCAACUCCUUUUUAUUUGUGUUUUUGUUUCUUUAGCUUUCCAACAAAUCCAUGUAAUUACAAAUUGUAGUUAAAGUUUUACAACCCAAUUUGCAUGUGUUAGAAAUAAUUUUGAUGGCUGGUCCAUGGCUCAUUGAUGCAGCGAUAAAAAAGGCAAUAAUAUGAGGCACUGUGUUAAUUGCUGCAUACAAUUGUUACCUGAUGACUUGCACCCACAGUGUUUUAGCUGCCGAGGACCCUAUCACAGUCACCACAACUGUCCCAUCUGCAAAGGAGAGAAAAUUCUGUUUCGAGUGGAUAGCAAGCAGAUGAACUUGCUCGCAGUUUUAGAAGUAAGGACAGAAAACAAUGAAGGCUGGAGUGGGCUUUUUCGCUUCAAAAAAGGGAAGCGAUGGAGCCUUGUUUGUGGAUUGAUAAUAAUGACUUUGGUGAUGGCGUCAUAUAUACUGACUGGGGCCAAACAUGAACUCUUGCUCAUCCCAUCAUCGUUGCGUUAUAGGAGCUUUCCUAAUAACCCAGCUUUAGCAGAUGAUGAAUACCUGAGGAAUUUGAAAGAUUUUCACCAAUCCUUUUUGAUGAAUAUUUCAUAUGAAAAAUAUUAUCCAAACAUUAAAUUGAUCAUCAACACAAUCACUUCAAAGGUUGAAUUUACUACAAGGCAGCUCCCAGAUCUAGAAGACCUUGAGAAACAGGAACUGCAUAUGUUCUCUGUAAUACCUAACAAAUUUCUUCCAACUAGUAAAAAUCCUUGUUGGUAUGAGGAAUACACAGGGAAAAAUACUACGGAUCCCUAUAUGACCAACCUCUAUGCACUGUAUUCAAAGCAUUUUCGGUCAACCUUUGAUUACCUCAGGAAAGAGUUUUGGAACCACUUGUACCAUUUCAAAGAGAAGCAUUACCGCCUACGCUGCCUCCCUCAUUUCUACAUCAUUGGGCAACCAAAGUGUGGGACAACUGAUCUUUAUGAUCGUCUCCGGUUGCACCCAGAUGUGAAAUUCUCAGCCAUUAAAGAACCACACUGGUGGACAAGGAAACGAUUUGGAAUAGUGCGUCUGAGAGAUGGGUUUCGUGACCGCUCCCCAGUGGAAGAUUACCUGGAUUUGUUUGACUUGGCAGCCCAUGAAAUUCACAAAGGACUUCGAAGUGAUUCAGGGCCAGAGCACAGCAAGAUGAAUAAUAUCGUCAUUGGUAUGGUACCUAAUACUCUUGAAGGGUUGCGUCCACUGUUGUCUUGA